AUGAAAUACAUGGAGAAUAGGAACAAUGUGACAGAGUUUGUUCUCCUGGGGCUCACACAGAAUCCAGAGAUGCAGAAACUCAUAUCUGCUGUGUUUUCUGUCAUCUAUAUUAUCACUGUGGUAGGAAAUGUGCUCAUCGUGAUCACCAUCACUGCCAGCCCAUCCCUGGGGUCCCCCAUGUACUUUUUCCUGGCCCAUCUCUCCUUCAUUGAUGCCUGCUACUCCUCUGUCAGUACCCCCAAAAUGAUUAUAGAUUCACUCCAUGGAAAGAAGACCAUCCUAUUUGAGGAGUGUAUGACCCAAAUCUUUGGGGAACAUUUCUUUGGAGGUGCUGAGGUCAUCCUGCUGACUGUGAUGGCCUAUGACCGCUAUGUGGCCAUCUGCAAGCCUUUGCACUACAUGACUAUCAUGAAUUGGCGAGUGUGUAAUCUUCUCAUGGGAGUGUCGUGGGUGGGAGGCUUUCUUCACGCAACCAUACAGAUCCUCUUCAUCUCCAGAUUACCCUUCUGUGGUCCUAACGUCAUAGAUCACUUUAUGUGUGAUCUGAACCCUUUGCUGGAUCUUGCCUGCACUGAUACCCACACUCUGGGGCUCUUUGUUGCUGCCAACAGUGGCCUCAUCUGUCUUUUAAACUUCCUUCUCCUGCUGGUCUCCUAUGUGGUCAUUCUGGGCUCCCUAAGGACCUACAGCUUGGAGGCGAGGCACAAAGCCCUCUCCACCUGCAUCUCCCACAUCACAGUGGUUGUCUUAUUCUUUGUGCCUUGUAUAUUUGUGUACCUGAGACCUGCAGGUACGUUAUCAAUUGACAAAGCCAUUGCUGUAUUCUACACUACCAUAACCCUCAUGUUAAAUCCCUUAAUCUAUACCUUGAGAAAUGCCCAGAUGAAAAAUGCCAUUAGGAAAUUGUGUGGCAGGAAAGCUAUCUUAGGUGACAGACAAAUAUGA
Messenger RNA from Phacochoerus africanus (Common warthog), 945 nucleotides. RefSeq names its product olfactory receptor 4C46-like. NCBI's taxonomy places the organism in Eukaryota, Metazoa, Chordata, Mammalia, Artiodactyla, Suidae. Gene Ontology annotation, molecular function: olfactory receptor activity; G protein-coupled receptor activity. The transcript has a single exon. Gene Ontology annotation, biological process: G protein-coupled receptor signaling pathway. The record is from RefSeq and is a predicted model, not a curated record. Gene Ontology annotation, cellular component: membrane. Bases 1 to 945 code for a protein of 314 amino acids.